This is a messenger RNA of Chlamydomonas reinhardtii, 1799 nucleotides long. RefSeq lists its product as uncharacterized. The record is from RefSeq and is a predicted model, not a curated record. NCBI's taxonomy places the organism in Eukaryota, Viridiplantae, Chlorophyta, Chlorophyceae, Chlamydomonadales, Chlamydomonadaceae. Gene Ontology annotation, cellular component: plastoglobule; chloroplast thylakoid membrane. The transcript has 8 exons. Gene Ontology annotation, biological process: response to light stimulus; photosynthesis, light harvesting in photosystem I. The coding region runs from base 330 to 1133 and encodes 267 amino acids.
CACACGCUUGAAGCCAGCGCUAACGGGCCGGCUGGGCGCGCGGGCCUCGCGACAUGGCAGAAUCCCGGAGACCCUGGGGUCCUUGUGCCGCUUGCCGUGCUGAAUUCCGCUCAAAGUCGGUGCUAUACAUAGCUGACAUAUUGUUACAUUCAUUUAGGCAUUGCCACGCUGCGCCUUGUGCACGUAGAGCGGAGUUCUGUCGUGGUCACUCCAGGAAGGGUCCGCCCCCCGCAAGAUCGCAGAUCGCAAGGUGCGGGGACUGUUUGAGACAGCCCCGGCGCAGUAAUACAGCUACGCUACGGUCAGUCACUUCGCGGUCACAUAUCACCAUGAUGCUCACCAAGUCCGCGCAGGCCGCUUUCAGCGGCAAGGUUGCCCGCCCGGCCAAGGCCAACCGGGCCCGCCUGGUGUGCCGCGCUGAGGAGAAGUCCAUCGCCAAGGUGGACCGCUCGAAGGACCAGCUGUACGUCGGUGCCUCGCAGUCGUCCCUGGCUUACCUGGACGGCUCUCUGCCCGGCGACUUCGGCUUCGACCCCCUGGGCCUGCUGGACCCCGUGAACAGCGGCGGCUUCAUCGAGCCCAAGUGGCUGCAGUACUCUGAGGUCAUCCACGCGCGCUGGGCCAUGCUCGGCGCCGCCGGCUGCAUUGCCCCCGAGGUGCUGGGCGCCGCCGGCCUGAUCCCCGAUGCCACCAACAUCAAGUGGUUCGAGAGCGGCGUAAUCCCCCCCGCCGGCUCGUACAACGGCUACUGGGCUGACCCCUACACCAUCUUCUUCGUGGAGAUCGUGGCUAUGCAGUUCGCUGAGCUGCGCCGCCUUCAGGACUUCCGCUACCCCGGCUCCAUGGGCCAGCAGUACUUCCUGGGCCUGGAGGCGAUCUUCAAGGGCUCUGGCGACGCUGCCUACCCCGGCGGCCCCUUCUUCAACCUGUUCAACCUGGGCAAGACCGAGGCUGCCAUGAAGGAGCUGAAGCUCAAGGAGAUCAAGAACGGCCGCCUGGCCAUGCUCGCCAUGCUGGGCUACGGCGCCCAGGCUGUGAUGACCGGCAAGGGCCCCUUCCAGAACCUGGUGGAGCACCUGGCUGACCCCGUCAACAACAACAUCCUGACCAACUUCGGCAAGCUGGUCGCGUAAGCGGCUCCAGUCAGCCGUGGCGGCCUCACGGGUGGUGGCGGCGACGCUACCGCUCGGUUGCUGCUCUUGCGUUGAUAAGAAAUAGAAGUGUGUGUUGACCGAGUGGGGCCCGGUACCUGCGGGCAGCCGCCAACCUCUACCCAAGGCUUGGCGGCGGGGCGCUGCCCGCGCCCGGCUCGUGUGCCCGUCGCUGGCGCCUGGCGCGUCGCGGCUGCGGCACGCGUGCCGUUCGGCGCCCUGCCCUGCAUCCAAGCAGCUGGACCUUUACCGGCUUGCCUGGAGGGGUGUUCGUGAGUUGCCGGGGGGGUGGGGAUUGCGCGUGGCAUGGCGCGCGAUCUCGCCUGAGGCCUUGUGCGUAUGUGUAACAGUGUUCCAUGCGAAGUUUUCCACUGAUUGGAGGGGCUAGAAGGGGGCGCGCAAGUAGCGGUGCACGCAUCUGGAGGUGACUGACUGGACGGCGCGGGUGCGGGCGCUUUCCGGGGCGCGGUCGGCUGGGGUGUGUCGUGCUUGCAGGCGUCACUUGUGUACAAUGCUGUCUGUGCCUGCGUGCGGUUGGGCCGGAUGGGCGGUGCGCCGCAGCAGGCGACAAACCUCGGCUUGCCGAGACUACAUUUUUCGGUUGGUUGGGCUCAACCAACUACUGUUAACAGAGAAGAUCAUGAUUGC